AUGUGCAAAAUCUACUACGCAACGUUCGAGGUCUCUCCCGGGGAAUCCACUACCUUGACACUCCCCGAUAGCGCACAUGACAUUUGCCAAUCCGAGUCCUGCCGUGGUAGCAUGCAACAUCGACAACGGGAGCCCCACAAUUGCUGGAGUGUGCAGCCCCCAUGCUCAAAGCCGUUGUACGUCGAGGUCAAACCUUCGGUGAACGAAGAUGAACUCGUGGCUGAGUUCGAGGACUGUGUUACCAAUCAACGUGUGCUCGAGGCGUAG
Coprinopsis cinerea okayama7#130 is the source of this 267-nucleotide messenger RNA. RefSeq lists its product as hypothetical. Bases 1 to 267 code for a protein of 88 amino acids. Lineage: Eukaryota; Fungi; Basidiomycota; Agaricomycetes; Agaricales; Psathyrellaceae. The transcript has 3 exons. The record is from RefSeq and is a predicted model, not a curated record.